AUGAGUCAGGAAUCUAAUGAUGACUCUCUUGGUAUAGAUAAACUAAGCGUGGAUUAUGACUAUCUAUUGUACAAGAUUGCAGAUUACGUCUCAUCAAUCGAAUUCCAAACCAAUCAAAUCUGUAAAAGACAAAAUGAAUUAAUCACCAAGGACAUAGUAAAUGGAAUUGUCGAUGAAAAUAUCAAGCAUUUCAGAGAAAUUUUAACUAAGUGUGAAAAGUUGGAGAAUUAUUUUGACAUGUUAGAUCAAAUUAAUAUGAUUACAGAAAACUUUAAAACGAGAUUAGCGCAAGUGGCUAGAGAUUAUAAAGAAUUGCAAAAGCCCUAA
Messenger RNA from Zygosaccharomyces rouxii, 327 nucleotides. RefSeq names its product Cnl1p (gene CNL1). The transcript has a single exon. Gene Ontology annotation, biological process: endosome organization. Gene Ontology annotation, cellular component: BLOC-1 complex. Bases 1 to 327 code for a protein of 108 amino acids. The record is from RefSeq and is a predicted model, not a curated record. NCBI's taxonomy places the organism in Eukaryota, Fungi, Ascomycota, Saccharomycetes, Saccharomycetales, Saccharomycetaceae.